AUGGGGGUGACAAAUUUUGACGAAAAUUCUGCCAUCCUAUUUUUUACAAACAACCUCAGGUCGGGUCCUUUCCACAGCGACCUCGUCCGGAACGAGCCGAAGACGUACACAGAAUUGAUGGACCGCGCCUCGCGGUACGCCAACGCAGAGGCAGCAGAGAAGAGGAAGAAGGAGGAGGAGGAAGGCCGCGGGCGGGGCGACAGGGCACCUCAACCUCAAGAGGACCGCCGUCCUUCCCGGCCGCGCCGUGAUAGGGGUCCCCGACUGGCCCCAUUACGACACCUGACCCCAUUGACGCAACCCGUAAGCGUCAUCCUGGACCAUGCGGAGGACAUGGGCAUCGUGUCGUUCCCCGAGGAGUGCUUGAAGAUCUCCCCCAAGGCCGACCCGAAGAAGUACUGCCGCUUCCAUCGGCAACGCGGGCACGACACCGACGAAUGUAUGGUCCACAAGAGGCAGAUCGAGGAGCUCAUACAACGAGGGUACCUGGGGCAAUACGUAAAGAGGUCCGGGCAGGACCACGCUAAGGGCCCCGACAACGCGCGGAAGAAGAAGGAAGGCGCUGGGCCCUCCACCUCUGCCCCGCGCAAGAGAGAGCUCGGCCAACUCACGGAGGAUGAGGAGACCGAGCUGGACAGCCCGCCAAAGAAGAAAGUCAUCCAUGUCAUAUUUGGCGGCCCGGAAGGAGGAGAUACGCCCGCCGAGAGGAAGAAGUGGGCUCGGAGCCUGUACGUAGGGGAGGUCGUCCGAGCACCCCAUGAGAAGAGGACACGCAGGGAGCCCAUAACGUUCACCGACAACGACCUCCCGGAUGGUCCCCUACCCCACCGGGACGCAUUGGUAGUCAACUUAGAGCUCAAUGACGUCAUUGUCCACCGGAUACUGGUGGAUACGGGGAGCUCCGUGAACGUCAUGUAUUAUGACACCUUCACGCAGCUCGGGCUAUCCAGGAAGCAGCUUUCCCAAGUUCGGACCCCGCUAUCCGGCUUCACCGGGGACUCCAUUGAGACGGAAGGAGCCAUCACCCUCAAAGCACGGAUCGACACCCCACCGCACGUCAAGACAUGGGAGGUGGAGUUCGUGGUAGUGAAGCUCAGCUGCGCCCACAACGUCAUCCUCGGCAGGCCUGCCUUGGAGGACCUCAGGUGCGUCAUCUCUAUGGAGCACCUCUGCCUGAAGUUUCCUACCCCCACUGGUGUGGGCGUCGCGCGAGGGUACCAGAAGGUCAGUCGAAGCUGUUACUUGAAGGCCUGCCGCCAAAUAACGAGGAAGGACCUCCAGGUGCACACAGUAACCGAGAGGACCCUACGGGAAGAAGAGAAGCGGCCCCGCGCCGAACCCGUGGUGGAGACGGAGGAGGUCAUCCUGGACCUCAGCCGGCCCGACAGGAUGGUGAAGGUGGGCACAGGCCUCCCAGCUUACCUCCGAGGUCGGAUUGUUGAGGUCAUCCGCAGCUACAAAGACGUGUUUGCUUGGGGACCCGAAGACAUGCCAGGCCUCAGCCGGGAGGACCCCAAAGCCAAACCUGUCCAGCAAAGGAAGCGCUACCUCGCCGCGGAUAGACGGGAGUUUGUGAAAAAGGAGGUUGACACCCUCCUCGAGAUCGGGUACAUCAGGGAGGUCACAUAUCCGGCAUGGCUUGCGAACGUAGUCCUCGCACCGAAACCACCCACGUGGAGGAUGUGUGUGGACUACACGGACCUCAACAAGGCAUGCCCCAUGGACCCCUUUCCGCUACCCAACAUAGACCAGCUGGUGGACGAAACAGCGGGAUGCGCACUCAUGAGCUUCCUAGACGCCUUCCGCGGGUACCACCAAAUUUUCAUGCACGAGGAAGACGAGGAGAAGACGGCAUUCACCACCCCCGAAGGGGUCUUUUGCUAUCGGGUCAUGGCGUUCGGGCUCAAAAACUCGGGAGCCACGUACACCAGAAUGGUGGCCAAGGUGUUCAAGAAGGUCCUCGGCCGAAACUUACAGGCCUAUGAGGACGACAUGAUCGUGAAGAGCACGGGGGCCGACCUACACACAGCCGACUUGACCGAGGUAUUUUCUAUUAUGAGGCAUUUUGAUUUACGCUUGAACCCCAAGAAAUGCACCUUCGGGGUACACGGAGGGAAAUUCUUGGGUUACAUGGUCUCAAAGAGGGGUAUUGAACCUAACCCCGAAAAAGUCAAGGCCAUCCUGGAGAUGGAACCUCCGAGGUCCCUCCGCGAGGUCCAGCGCCUCAAUGGCCGGUUGGCAGCUCUCGGUCGAUUCCAGUCAAGGUCGGCCGAGAAGUCCUUGCCGUUUUUCGGGGUCCUCAAGAAGAACCAGGGAUUCGAAUGGUCAGACGAAUACCAGAAAGCCUUUGAGGACCUCAAGACGUACCUCAUGGCGCUACCCCCCCUAGCCAAACCGGAGAAAGGGGAGGUCUUGUACCUAUACUUGGGCAUCUCGCAGGCCGCGAUCAGCUCCGUACUGGUCCGGGAUGAUGCGGGAACCCAACGCCCGGUGUACUACGUGAGCAGAGCCCUCCGAGGCGCCGAGCUCAGGUACUCACCCACGGAGAAAGCAAUCUUCGCCGUGGACGCCACGACCAAGAAGCUCGGGCACUACUUCCAAGCACACCCCGUACGGGUCCUCACCAACCAACCCCUUGAGGCAGUGUUGAGGGCCUCAGGGUCGGCAAGCAGGUUGGUCAAAUGGUCCAUGCGGUUGAGCCAAUACGAUGUCCAGUUCAAGCCUAGACCAGCGAUCAAGGGGCAGGCGCUUGCCGACUUCAUAGUCGAGUGCACCGCUCGCGAAGCCGCCGAGCUAGCUCAGAGCGAUGAGGAGGAUUGGUGGACCCUGUCCACGGAUGGCUCAUCCGGCCCCAAAGGAUGUGGUGGAGGGGUGGUACUCGUAACCCCGGAGGGGUUCCGGGCCUACUACGCCCUUCGUUUCCACUUUAAGCUGUCCAACAAUGAGGCUGAAUACGAGGCACUACUGGGUGGCCUCAGGCUGGCAUUGGGUCUGAGGGCCUCCAAAAUAAGGGUGCGGUGCGACUCCCGACUGGUGGUCGGACAGGUGAACGGUGAAUUCGAGGCCAACGAGGAGAGAAUGAGGAGAUACCGCGACGUGGUACUCCAGGUCCUCGGCCAAUUGACCCUCUACGAUAUUUUGCAGGUACCCCGAAGUCAAAACGGGGACGCGGACUUGCUUUCCAAGCUCGGCCUCGGCACCCCAGAGCACGUUUCUAAGAUAGCGAGGAUUGAAGACCUCCAGAGGUCCAGCCUGGAGGCCUACCCCGUCCUCCCCAUACAGACGCGGUCCCCAUGCUGGUUGGACCACCUGAUUGAGUAUAAGAGAACGGGUACCCUUCCAGCGGAUGAGGCAGCCGCUAAGGCAGUCAAGAGGAGAUCACCAACAUACGUCCUCCUUGGGGACACCCUGUACAAAAGGUCCUACAACGGCGCCCUCCUCCGAUGCCUAUACCCGGACGAGGCCAAGUCCGUCAAGGAGGAAAUACACGAAGGCACCUGCGCUACACACCAAGGAGCUUUUGCCAUGGCGAGGAGGGCCCUAUUGCAGGGGUACUUCUGGCCACGCAUGGCCAAGGAAUGCGCAGAAUACGCACGGGGAUGCCCGACUUGCCAGCACUUUCACGCAGAGCCGGGACGGCCAGCGACCAGCUACACGCCCAUCAGCACCGUAAUCCCGUUCUCACGUUGGGGGAUCGACAUCGUCGGGGCCCUACCCAUGGGGUUCGCGAAGAGGAAGUUCAUAAUAGUCGCCAUAGACUAUUUCACAAAGUGGGUGGAGGCGGAGCCCCUCGCCACCAUCACGAGCACCCGGUGCACGGAGUUCAUACGAAGGAACAUUUUAUACCGUUUUGGGGUCCCCAUGCAGAUCAUCUCCGACAAUGGGCGCCAAUUCGAAAGCAAGGAAUUCAAGGCAUUCUGCGACCAGUGGUACAUAAAACACACCCGCGUGGCGGUGGCGUACCCUCAAGCGAACGGGCAGGUGGAGAACGCCAACAGAACUAUAGUCGACGGCAUCAAGAAGAACCUGGACGCAGCGGGUGGAACAUGGGUAGAGGAGUUGGACACCGUCCUGUGGGCAUACCGCACCACCCCAAGAAGGGCUACCGGAGAAACACCAUUCGCGUUGGCGUACGGUUUCGAAGCACGGGCUCCCACGGAAGCGGUGAUACCAUCCUAUCGAGUUGCCACGUACGACCCCGACCUCAACGAGCAACACCACGCCGCCGACCUCCACCUCAUCGACGACAGAAGGGAGGAGGCCAUGGCUCGCGCAGAAAAUUACCAGCGUCAGACGAAAGCUUACCAUAACAGCCGAGUCCGACCCCGUUACUUCCAGGUCGGUGACUACGUCCUUCGGAGGAGGGAGGCAAGCAGACCCCAAGAGGGAGGCAAAUUUGCAAAGAAAUGGGAGGGACCGUACGUUAUCGAGGCCAUAGUACGACCCGGCAGUUACAAGCUAAGGACCACAUCGGGCAAGGUGGUAGACAGGGUCUGGAACUCGGAGCACUUGUUGAAGUUCUAUCAGUAG
Molecule: messenger RNA, 4530 nt
Organism: Ipomoea nil (Japanese morning glory)
Lineage: Eukaryota; Viridiplantae; Streptophyta; Magnoliopsida; Solanales; Convolvulaceae
Exons: 2
Coding region: 1-4530 (1509 amino acids)
Biological process (GO): DNA integration
Molecular function (GO): nucleic acid binding; RNA-DNA hybrid ribonuclease activity
Source: RefSeq, a predicted model, not a curated record